CACAAAUGGAAAUAGACAAAUUUAGUACUGGUGAAACGCUAUUGAACCAAUUCAAUUCAUGAUCAACUCUUUUCCUUUUUCUUUUUCUUUCUUUUAUCUCUCUCGUCGACACAAUACGCUUGUUUCCACUUGGCGGGAUAAUAAAUCGACACUCUAAAGACCAGCACAAAAAAAAUUUUUUCUCUUUCGCUUUUUUCUCUUUUAUUAUUGUUCAUCAGCCCAAUAUGAAGAAGACGAUCGCUAUUUCUGAGCCUUCAGAAGUGAUAGGCCCUUUUCUUACAGAAUUGUCUUCUUAUAUUGCAAAAAGCAAACGCGCACUUGUCGUAACUGGUGCAGGUAUUUCUUGCAGCAGUGGUAUACCUGAUUUCCGUUCCUCAGAUGGUUUAUAUAAUCUAGUCAAAAAACGCCACCCUGACAUUGUUUUACGCGGUAAAGAAUUGUUUGAUGCUACCUUAUUUCGUAGCGAAAAAACAAUCAAAUGCUUUUAUACCUUCAUGGCUGAAUUACGCUCUUUGAUAACCAACGCAGAACCCACCAUUACCCACGAAUUUAUUCAAUCUUUAACCGAGAAGGGACAGCUUUUGCGUUGCUAUACACAAAACAUUGAUUUUUUGGAAGAAAAUCUGAAUAUUCCAGCCAUUCAAUUGCACGGUACGAUGAAAGAAGUUCGGUGCACACUUUGCAGUGCUACUUUUGAUUUCACAGAUGAGUAUGAACAACAGUUCCGUAAAGGAGAAGCGCCGGGAUGCCCUCAAUGUGAAUCUGCUGAUGCUGAACGCACAAGACUUGGUAAACGUCAGUUGUCUAUGGGCACCCUCCGUCCUGCUAUUGUGUUGUACAACGAGGAUCAUCCUCAAGGCGAAUCAAUUGGUCAGUUGCAAGUCAAUGAUCUCAAAAAGAAGCCUGAUUUAAUGAUUGUGAUGGGCACUUCACUUAAAAUUCCUGCACUUAAAAAAUUUAUCAAGCAAGCUGCUCGUAUUAUUCAUUCCAAGCCUGGUGGUUGUGUUGUGUUUGUGAAUCGUACAAGUCCUACAAAAGAAUGGGAAAAGAUCUUUGAUUACGAAGUCUUGGGUGAUUCUGACAGAUGGGUGGAAUUGACAAAUGAAAAAAUGGCAGACGAGAAAUUAAUGACACAGACAGCCAACAAGAUCAAAAAGCGCUUGACCCAAAAGAAAGAGGAAGAUGAAGAAGAAGAAAAAGAAAAUAAGCCAACAAAGAGCAAGAAGAAGACGAUUACAAUCAAGUCAUCUAAUUCAAAGCGUCCACCACUCAAGCGAACAUUAUCUAAAUCACAAACUACUCUUAGAGAAUUCACUACAAAGCGUCGCAAUACUGCCAGGACAAAGGCUGUGUAAAUUCCUUAUUCAAUAGACGAUAAUAUUUAUUUUAUUCUUUUUAUACACCUUUAACGUUUCAAAUGUACAAAUCUAUACAGUUUGUUAAUUAAAAUCCUGCUCAAUUUGCUCA
Messenger RNA from Gilbertella persicaria, 1467 nucleotides. RefSeq names its product DHS-like NAD/FAD-binding domain-containing protein. Lineage: Eukaryota; Fungi; Mucoromycota; Mucoromycetes; Mucorales; Choanephoraceae. The transcript has 2 exons. Gene Ontology annotation, molecular function: NAD+ binding. Bases 225 to 1355 code for a protein of 376 amino acids. The record is from RefSeq and is a predicted model, not a curated record.